This is a messenger RNA of Carica papaya (papaya), 2287 nucleotides long. Its product is annotated as Tetratricopeptide repeat (TPR)-like superfamily protein. Gene Ontology annotation, biological process: protein localization to cortical microtubule cytoskeleton. NCBI's taxonomy places the organism in Eukaryota, Viridiplantae, Streptophyta, Magnoliopsida, Brassicales, Caricaceae. The record is from RefSeq and is a predicted model, not a curated record. Gene Ontology annotation, cellular component: cortical microtubule.
CUUUGUGUCAGAGCUUGCACUCGUUUCCCCCUGCCCUCUCUCAACGGUCUUUCUACUUUUUCUCUCUCAAAUUUCUCAAGAAAAUUAGAAAGAAAAAAGGAAUAAGAAAACUCUUUCUGCAAACCACGCAGACAAGGACUUUGUCGUUUGGUUGUUCAAAUCUUUUGGAGAUUAAAAACAAGAGGACUGGAGAAAACCCAACUUGAUCAAUCAGGGAGAAGGAGAGAGAUUAAGCUAUCUCAUCAAUGGUAGCUGGCAAGGUAAGACUGGCAAUGGGGUUACAGAGAUCGCCGGCGAAAAGGAAGCAGGAGACCCCACCUAAGCCGCCGCCAUUGCCGUCUCCGGCUAGCUCGACCAAGUCUGGGUCGUCGCAGAAGCCAGUUUUCUCCCGCUCUUUUGGGGUUUACUUCCCACGAGCCUCCGCUCAGGUUCAGCCUCGCCCACCUGAUAACGUCGCGGAACUUCUGCGCCUGGUCGAGGAGCUUCGCGAGAGAGAGUCUCGUCUAAAGACCGAGCUUCUUGGGCACAAGCUUUUGAAAGAAUCCGUCUCUAUUAUCCCCUCUCUCGAAGCCGAGAUAGCCGUCAAGAACGCAGACCUCAAGCUUUCACUCGACAAGGUUGAGUUCUUGGAAGGUGAGAACGAGAGAUUAAGAAGAGAGCUCGAUGAGUUUAAGAAAAAGAUUGAAGAAGAGAGAGUGGAGAACGAAAAGAAAGUGAAAGAUAUCGAAACUGAGAUCGCCGAGCUUAAGAAAACGACGUCGUCUCGUGGCGGCAGUAGCAUUGAGAGCGAGGAAUGUAACUUGCUUUCUUCCUCGCAGAGGUUUCAGGGUUUAAUGGAGGUAACUGUGAAAUCCAAUCUGAUCAAGAACUUGAAACGAACCGGGUCCUCCAAGUCUGUCGACGCCGGCCCGAAUUUUGAUAACACGAACAAGAAUAAUGAAGGCAUUAUUAAUGCUGGUAGUAAUGGUAACGAUUUCAAGAGAGAGGAAAUAGAAAAUGAGAAACCCAGGCACUCGAGGAGUAACUCGGAGGAACUCGCUGAGUCGACUCUUUCCAACCUCAGAUCUCGUGCACCUCGGGUCCCAAAACCACCUCCCAAACCAUCAUCAUCGGCAUUAUUAUCUUCAUCCUCGUCUGCAGGGAGUUCAUGUACGUCAAAAUCAAUCUCAUCAACGCCAAAUGACGGUUCUUGUGAGUCCACGGAAAAGCCCAUUCCGCCGCCUCCUCCACCGCCGAAUCCGCCACAGGCAAGAGCCGCUCCGCCACCUCCGCCUCCUCCCCCGAAGGGAACAAGAGCUGCGGGGGCGAAGGUGAGAAGGGUGCCGGAGGUGGUGGAGUUCUACCAUUCAUUGAUGAGGAGGGACUCCCGGAGAGAUUCAGGAACGAGCGGGGCGGAGGCUUUACCGGCAACGGCGAACGCCCGUGACAUGAUCGGGGAAAUUGAGAACCGAUCGGCUCAUUUGCUCGCUAUAAAAACAGAUGUGGAAACACAAGGGGAUUUUAUAAAAUUCUUGAUCAAUGAAGUGGAGAAUGCUGCUUUUACAGCUAUUGAAGAUGUAGUGCCUUUUGUAAAAUGGCUGGAUGAUGAACUCUCCUAUCUGGUGGAUGAAAGGGCAGUGCUUAAGCACUUUGAAUGGCCGGAACAGAAGGCCGAUGCACUGCGUGAAGCUGCUUUCAGCUAUUGUGACCUCAAGAAGCUUGAAUCAGAGGCCUCUUCCUUCCGUGAUGACACUCGCCAGCCUUGUGCUCCAGCUCUUAAGAAGAUGCAAGCUCUGCUUGAAAAGUUAGAGCAUGGUGUUUAUAACCUGUCAAGAAUGAGAGAAUCAGCAGCUAAGAGAUACAAAGGUUUCCAAAUUCCUAUGGAUUGGAUGCUGGAAACUGGAAUUGUAAGCCAGAUCAAACUAGCAUCUGUCAAGUUGGCAAUGAAGUACAUGAAGAGAGUAUCCGCAGAGCUUGAAACAGUAGGGGGUAGUGGUCCCGAAGAAGAAGAGUUAAUAGUACAAGGCGUUAGAUUUGCUUUCCGCGUCCAUCAGUUUGCGGGAGGAUUCGACAUAGAAACAAUGAGGGCAUUUCAGGAGCUUAGAGAUAAGGCGAGAUCAUGCCAUGUACAAUGCCAAAAUCAGAAUUCACAGAAAUUUUUAUGCAGGUCUGCAAGUAGUUGCUAAGGAUCUGUAGCAAUCUCAGCUUCAGAAUUGUUAUUAUCCUCCCAGCUUUUUGUUGUAAAGAUUAGGGAGAAAUUGAAUGAUAUGUGUUUGUGAAUAUCUGUUUAGCAUUUCCUCCCCCUUGA